Molecule: messenger RNA, 1742 nt
Organism: Phytophthora nicotianae INRA-310
Lineage: Eukaryota; Oomycota; Peronosporomycetes; Peronosporales; Peronosporaceae
Exons: 3
Coding region: 39-1544 (501 amino acids)
Cellular component (GO): nucleus
Molecular function (GO): protein binding
Source: RefSeq, a predicted model, not a curated record
AAGAUCGUAGUACAUGUAUCCAUUUCUAAACGCCAACCAUGGCCACCAAGAUGCGCAUCGUGAGCGACCGCGCUGUUGACGCGUCCUCGGACGUGUCGGGGGACCGUGGCCGACGUGUCGAGACGCAGAGUGACUUGGAUGCGGGUGAUCUAGCUCUUCGUGCCUCCGUUAGUGCUGCCGUGCUGCUACCCGAGCUCUGGAGCUCUCAUUGCCACAAGUGCUUUGCCACGGGUGUUCGGCUCAGCCGCUGUGGCCGCUGCAACACGGCCUUCUACUGUAAGUCAGCGGUAGAUAACCGAACACACUUUUUCCACUGGGUAUUUGUGCUGAUUGAUUGUUGUGUAGGUUCGAAGGCGUGCCAGCAAGCCGACUGGGUGCCGGACCAUCGCAAGGAGUGCAAGAGUCUGGCACAACUGGCACAGCUCGGACUGCGUAGCGACCAGGUGGCAGACGUGCUACUAUUGGGACGUGUCUUGAGACGCGAAAGUGGCGAGGGACUGCUGCCUUCAGAGCUCGUGUGGUACGAGGAGGACAUGGACGACCAGGAGCUCCUUCUUCUGGCGGCGCUGGCACAGAAAAUCAACUUAGUGGAUGGUAAGGAGAACGAGGAAGAAGAAGGCAUGUGGCUUCUUGCAACUGUGUCUUACGUGGGCGUUGUUGCUGCAGAGUCGUUCUCGAUGGACGAGAUGGUGCGCAUGCUGAGUCGCUUCCGCAACAACAACUUCUCCAUUUGCGACGAGCUGCUGUUGGAGCUGGGGGCAGGCUGCUUUCCACUCGGUGCAAUGAUUAACCACAGCUGCGAUCCGAACUGUGCUGUCACGUUCGUUCCUAAAACUCUCGACAUGGAGUUCCGAGCGAUGAGGCCCAUCAAGUCUGGCGAGGAGAUUACACAAACUUACGUCGACAUUGGGCUGCCACGCCGCGAGAGGCAACAGCGACUGCAACGCAAGUAUCAUUUUACUUGCAGGUGUCCGCGCUGCUCGCGGCCUCUUCAGGAGCCUGGAAGCUUGGAUGCUUUUCUCGAUGCUGAUAUCGAUGGCGUCCCACAAGAACAGUGGACUGAUGAGCGCCGACAAGAGGUGGAGCAGGUACUCAAGGAAGUCAGCGAUGCCACGAGUGCUGUUGCCAGCGAGACGGACCUAGCCAAGCAACAACAGCAAUGCAUUGAUGCAUUGCAGAAGCUGGCCGAACAGCAGAGUAUUAUCCUCCAUCAUGACAGUAUUGCACGGUUGCAGACGCUAGCGACGCUUUUUAGUGCCGAGAUGGAGCGUGGAAGUGUGGAGGAAGCCAUUGGAUACGGAGAACGCAUGCUGGAGUUCUAUCGCCGUGUCUACAAUUCCAACCAUCCGAUGACGGGGCUUCAUUUGUUUACCCUGGGCGAUCUGUACGGCCAACAGGCACAGGCAGGAACAGGAGCAGAGGAGAGCAAGCAGAAGUCGUUGGAAUAUCUGACCGAGGCGCAGCGUAUCUUGCGGAUCACCCAUGGCAAGGAUCACCGCUUUGUGAAAAUGCUAUCAGACAGGCUGGAGAAGGUGUCAGCAUGAUAGUCAUCGGAUACAGUUUUAUUCCCAGAGCGAUAAAGCUACAAAAGUUACUCUUUCGAGCGUGAAUGCCUAGAACAGAUUUGGAUAUCACACAUGUUGCAGAUAAAUGUACCUCAAUCUGCAGUCUAAUGAAAAUAUUCUGAUUGGAUAUUUAGACCCGAAAAAAACCCCGGCCCAAUUUUCCCGACCCCGGCGGGG